This is a messenger RNA of Polistes dominula (European paper wasp), 981 nucleotides long. RefSeq lists its product as uncharacterized. The record is from RefSeq and is a predicted model, not a curated record. Lineage: Eukaryota; Metazoa; Arthropoda; Insecta; Hymenoptera; Vespidae.
AUGCCCAUCACACGCGCCGAGGCUUCCCAGCGCGAUACCGAACUCCAGAAUACGGCACCGGCUGCUACGCCGACCUCCGACGCUUUGACCACCGCCUGCACCUGCACCUGCGCCGAGGCCAGCCAGCCCUGCGACGCCGGACGCCGACCUUGCCGCUUUCCACCCUUCACGCGUCAAUGGCCGGACCUCUGGUUCGUGCAGCUAGAGGCCAUCUUCAGGAACUACGGGAUGCACUCAGACGACGACCGCUACUACGCCGCCGUAGCAGAGUUGGACCAGGACACAGUCGGGGAGCUCCAGGAUGUGCUGUGGACGCCGCCCGCUACCGGCAAAUACGAGCAGCUGAAGAAACACAUCAUCGCUCGUUUCGGCGACACCGUGGAGAAACGGCUGCAGAAACUGUUCUCCGGCCUCACCAUGGGCGACCGCUCGCCGUCUCAGCUUCUCCGCCACAUGCGGUACCUCGCCGGCGACAACGUCAGUGACGACGACAUCAAGAUCCGGUGGUUCGACCUCCUGCCUCCGCAAAUCUCCCAGCUGCUGUGGCUCCUGCAGACCAUGGACCUGGACGAGCUCGCCGCCAGGGCCGACGGCGUCUACGAGGUCGUGCUGGGCGUCUGUGCCACCCGACAGGGGCGCCCUCUCUCUCCGCCAGGCACCGCCCUUCCCAGGCCUCCACCUCAGCGGGACAACAUGGACGGGGAAAACACGGCGAUGCACGCGAUGCUCGCCAACCUGAUCAUCUCCAUCAACCGGGUGGCCGAUCAACUUCACCAGCUGACCAUCGCCAUCGGCGGGCUAUCAUGCCCUCGAUCACGCGCUCGGUCACGCGCUCAAUCACGCUCCCGGUCACGCGCAGCCUCGGGGGGCACCGCGCCAGCAAGAUCAUCCUGGUGUCGUUACCAUCGGAAAUUCCGGGAGAAGGCUCGGAAUUGCACUCCACCAUGCAGCUAUGAACAGGACAGGGCGUUAAACAAGUAG